CCGCCUUCCUCCAUGAUUGCGUAUCGGAGAAGACGCCGACGCCUACCGUCUGUUCUCUCUUCCUCCUCGUGACUGUUUCCUCUCCUCUGUGCGAUAUGGAACCAGAAAACCCUAGCAAUGGCGAGCCCGAUGGCUCCCUCGAUCCCACGAGCCAGGGGCACGGCGACGAGUUCGAGAGCGCCUGCUCCACCCCCUUCGCCAGUGCCCCCUCUAGCCCCGGCCGCGGCGGUUACGGCGGCGGCGGCGGUGGCCUCUUCUUCUUUAGCGCCCCCUCCAGCCCGAUGCAUUAUGUUCUCUCCUCUCCCUACUCCGUCACCGACUCGCCCUCGGAUCCGGCCUCCACCGACUUCUCCUUCGAGUUCGAGUUCUCCGCCCGCUUCCCCGCCCAUUCCACCGCGGCCUCCGCCGACGAGCUCUUCCUUAAUGGCCAGAUCCGCCCCAUGAAGCUAUCCUCCCACCUCCAGCGCCCACAAGCUCUCGCCCCGCUCCCAGAUCUCGCCGAAGAGGAGGAUGAUGACGAGAAGGAUGGCCCGAGGUACAACCGCGAGGGGCUGGAGAUCGGCGUCCGAGGGCGGGACCUGAAGCUCCGGAGCCGGUCCGUCCAUCGGAGGGCCAGAUCGCUUUCCCCGCUUAGGAACCUGCCGUUCCGUUGGCGGAUGCAGGGCACGGAUCGGGAGGAGAGGGGCAAGGAUCUCGAGAAGCCCCCAGAUCUGACGCAGAUCGAGGCGGAGGAGGCACCGGCGCCGCCCGUGUCGGCGUCCUCCCGCUCCUCAUCUUCGUCGUCGACGUCCUCGUCUUCCUCGUCGGGACGGAGUUCGAAGCGGUGGAUCUUUCUCAAGGAUCUCCUCCACCGGAGCAAGAGCGAGGGGAGCGACCACGGAAAGGACAAGUUCUGGCACGGGAUCUCCUUCUCGGGGUCCAAGGACAGGCCGAAACCCACUGCGAGCUCGAACCCGGAGACGAAGCCGCCAGCCGCGGCCCCGACGCAGCGCGAUGCGCCGCAGCCCAGACCGGCAAAUGGGAUCAGGAGACGGAGGAGGGCGGCGCCAUCGGCUCACGAGCGGCACUACACCACAAACCGGGCGCAGGCCGAGGAGAUGAGGCGGCGGACCUUCCUGCCCUACCGGCAGGGCCUCCUCGGGUGCCUGUGGUUCAGCUCCAAGAGCUACGGCGCCAUCAAUGGCUUCGCCCGGUCCUUCAAUCCCGUCCCCUCGAGGUAACCCGCUCCACCUCCUCCGCAUUAUUACUACCCAAGAAAACUAGCAAAUCGAGUUCUGUACAGUACAUCAAAUCUCUGUUAGUGUAUGAGGGAUCGAGGCUUUCUUGUUUCGCGUUUCGUUCAUGUUUGCGAUUGCAUCCUGCUUCUUCA
This is a messenger RNA of Musa acuminata subsp. malaccensis (wild Malaysian banana), 1369 nucleotides long. RefSeq lists its product as uncharacterized. Lineage: Eukaryota; Viridiplantae; Streptophyta; Magnoliopsida; Zingiberales; Musaceae. The record is from RefSeq and is a predicted model, not a curated record.